GCGGCGGACUACCUGUCACCAUUUACUCGGUCGAUCGGUGGGGAUUUGACGAUGGAUCGACAUCGGCAUGCGACUAGAGUGCAAGCGUUCGCGGGGUCGAGAGCGACCAAGAUAAUGUCGUGGGAGGCUCUGUUGGAUACGGGAAGUCCGGCAUCGUUUGUACAAGAAAGGUGGCGUUCAGGCGGCUGUGGCAGAGGGUGCCUCCGCACAUUCGAGACGUCCAUUUCGACUUCAAUUCGAAACUGUGGGAGCCGGAGGACAUUGACAAACUAUUAGGGACGGGGCAGAACACGUGCGCGACCUGGAGAGGUUUUUCGAGCGCAUGGUCAAGUUCAACCUGAAACUGGCACCCAAGAAGACGAACCUGGGGGUGAAGGUGGUGAUGUUCUCGGGGCAUCAAGUCACGGCGGAAGGGAUCGGGCCGGACCCGGGAAAGGUCAGACCGCUGCGUGAAGUGCCAAUGCCCACUAAUGUUAGCCAGUUGCGAUCGUUAUUGGGGUCCUUGUACCAUCGAAAGUCUCUGAAGCACAUGUCGGCAAAAUUGAAACCGAUCAAUGCCAUGCUGAAAAAGGGGGCGAACUCUGAGUUCACGGCUCAUCAUGUGGAUGUAGUGAGAAAGGUGAUGGAUAUUCUGUCUGGUCCUGAAGUUUUGGCGUUUCCGGGUUAUGAGGGUGCGAUCUCGGGAGAGCGGCCGUUUCGGAUGACCGCUGAUGCGUCGAUUCGGGCUUGGGAGCCGUAAUCGAGCAAGAGCAACGAGAUGGAAGUAUUAGACCGCUAUGCUUUUUGAGCAGAUCAACAUUCCCGAAUGAAACGAGAUGGAGUCCGACUGAGCUUGAAGCGGGUGCGAUAGUGUGGGCGAUAAAGAAGAAUCUAACACUAUUUAUGGCAUCCCCUUUCAAGUGUACAGUAACCAUCAACCCUUGUGGAAUUUGGGGAGUUUGGCAGAGAAAAACAAUCGCGUACAAAGGUGGUAUGACUUCCUGUCAGCGCACACGUAUGAACUGAAGUAUCGACCAGGGCGAGAGAAUGCAAAUGCCGAUUUGAUGUCACGGUUGCCAUUGCCUGCGACGAAAGAGGAUGAGGCACCAGAUGUCCGGCUGACUGAUCCGUCUGAUCUCGAUGUUUACAUGAUAAGUGCGAGCGGGGUGCUACCUU
Messenger RNA from Ectocarpus sp. CCAP 1310/34, 1155 nucleotides. The record is from the annotation of a GenBank genome assembly. Lineage: Eukaryota; Phaeophyceae; Ectocarpales; Ectocarpaceae.